GGCAGAAGUGUAAACAUCACAUGUUUGAUGCAACUUAAAGUCUUGAACUGGGGUUUCCAACUCUCCAUCCCUCCUCGGUUUGCCACUACAAGAACGCACUCUCACAAUUGCCAGCCAAAUUCAUCUCAUCUCGACUGGUUUACGGGUCUUAGUUAUUAUACUAGGGGAUUUACUUAGUAAGGUGGCUGCUACAAAGUAAUUCCUCACUGGAUACCUAUUGGAACUGAGGAACUGUAGAAUAGAGGCGUACAAGUAAUUGAAUAAUUCGAAUCUGUUGUAAGAAAGCCCCCAAAUUUACUAAUGGCUCCUAAUCCAAGGGUUGCGAAAGCCUUUCGAGCUAUGAAAGAUAUUGGGAUCCCGGAAGAGAAAACAAAACCAGUGUUAAAAAAUCUUUUAAAAAUCUAUGAAAAAAACUGGGAACUUAUUGAAGCAGAAAAUUAUAGAGCGCUUGCAGAUGCUAUUUUUGACAGCGAGGAGGCAGAGGCAUCAGAAACGAAGAAAAAGGAUGAUAAUGCUGAAGCAGAAGCAGCCGAACAGAAAAAGAAACUUGAGGAAGCUGAACGAAUGAAGGUUAUUGAAGAAGAAACACAAAUUCCCGAAGAACCAGAACGCCCCUUAAAGCGGCUACGGUUACGGCACCAAGACGGAACACCACUUAAAAAACCGAAACUGGAAAUCGAUGAUCUUCCAUACGCGAUACCCCGGUCUCAAGCACGGGCUGAAGCUGCAAAGGAGAAACAACCUGUUUUAGCUGACACUCAACCUGAUGUCGCAAAUGAAUCUUUGUCUGAAUCGGGUCUCCGUUUACGCCAUCUGAGAAACAAAGGGAAAGAACCGAUUUCACCUCAGACAGACGAUCGAGAGUUACGGUCAAGUUCUCAUAGGCCAUCACAUGGAGUGCGGUUCAAAGAGCCAAAGCCCAAAGAAACCGCACUUUCGUUAAUAAAACCGAAAGAUGAGCCCGUUACAGAUGACACAUUACCUCCUUCGGCGCCUCUUUCAGUUGUUAGACCAGACUCAUCGAUCAACGGGGUUUCUUCAACUGAAAACAAUUCGCCUACAGAGGCUAACGAAAAUUUAAACAACAGUGUUGUUCCAGCUUCAUCAAACGAAAGAAGUGGACAUGAACUUGCAACGAUCCCAGACGAAUCAAUAGUAAACUUAGACGUUGCGUCUUCAUCCUCAGGCGAAAUCAAGAUUUCUGUAACCUGCAUAAAAAACCCUAAUUUAUCUGUUACAAACGUGGAUACAUUAUUGAAAAAAAUGGAAGAUAAAUGCCUUCGAUCAUACAAAAUCCUCGACUCAAACUUUUCCUUGAAGAAACUUAUGAACGAUAUAUGUGAUUCCCUUUUGGAUACCGACCCCGAACCUGACAACACACCACCCGCCGAGCCAUUGGAAAAUGGUGCAGUCGAUGUUAGUACCAAUGGCUCAGUUGACCAUCAGAUUAACCAGUUAACUGCUGAUGACUUGAAGUCUGUUCAUGAUAUCAAUGACAUAGCUAAAGGGCAAGAGUCAGUAAUAAUUUCGUUGGUCAAUGAAGUCAACACCAAAUGUCCUCCUGCAUUCCACUACAUUCCUGGAAACGCAGUUUUCCAGAACGCUUCUGUUAACUUUUCACUUGCGCGAAUCGGAGACGACAAUUGUUGUUCCGCUUGUUUUGGCGAUUGCCUGACAUCAGCAUCUUCUUGUGUUUGUGCACUGCAAGCUGGAGGUGAAUUUGCGUAUACGAAAGAGGGUCUUGUCAAAGAGGAGCUUUUAGACGAGUGUGUAAAUAUGAAUCGGGACCCGCAAAAACAUUGUUUGCUUUACUGUAAGGAAUGUCCGUUAGAAAGAUCGAAGAAUGAGGAGACUGUUGGGACAUGUAAGGGUCAUCUGGAUAGGAGUUUUAUUAAGGAAUGCUGGUUGAAAUGUGGGUGUAAUAAACAGUGUGGUAAUCGAGUAGUGCAACGUGGCAUUCAACGUAAAUUGCAGGUGUUUAUGACACCCGGAGGAAAAGGGUGGGGCCUCCGUACCCUCGAGGACUUGCCUAAAGGUGCAUUUGUUUGUGAAUACGUGGGAGAAAUAUUAACAAAUGCAGAAUAUUACGAUCGAGUUUCAAAGAAUUCAAACAAAGAUGAGCAUGCUUAUUUAGUAUUGCUUGAUGCCGAUUGGGGUGAGGAGAGUGAAAUAAAAGACGAAGAAGCUCUUUGUUUGGAUGCCACUUAUUGUGGAAAUGUGGCUAGAUUUAUCAAUCACAGGUGUUUUGACUCGAAUUUAGUGGAGAUUCCAGUGGAAAUUGAGAAUCCUGAUCAUCACUAUUAUCAUAUUGCGUUCUUCACUACAAGAAAGGUGAAAGCACUAGAAGAGUUAACAUGGGAUUAUGGUAUUGAUUUUGACGAUGAAGAACAUCAUGUGAAGGCAUUUAGGUGCCAAUGUGGUAGCAGGUUUUGCAGAAACAACAAACGUCCAACGAGAUCAAGAAAAACAAGAUACACAUGAUAUCACUAUCUGUUUCGAAGGUUAUAGCCACCAUGAGGCUGCGCCAGGUUUGGCUCAGUUUAAACCUGUAUCGUAUUUAGUAUCUAUCUAUCUUAGGUUUGUAGUAUGACUAACAAGUUAAAAGACGGGGUGUGUUAAGUUAUUUAUGUAUGCCCGUCGUGUUUGGUACCAACAAGAUCCUUGAAUAUGUUGUGGUUUUAACUUUUAAUAGCAUUAGCGGUUUUAUAACUUCUACAA
Messenger RNA from Helianthus annuus (common sunflower), 2718 nucleotides. Its product is annotated as probable inactive histone-lysine N-methyltransferase SUVR2. NCBI's taxonomy places the organism in Eukaryota, Viridiplantae, Streptophyta, Magnoliopsida, Asterales, Asteraceae. Gene Ontology annotation, cellular component: nucleus. The transcript has 12 exons. Gene Ontology annotation, molecular function: zinc ion binding; histone methyltransferase activity; protein binding. Bases 301 to 2481 code for a protein of 726 amino acids. The record is from RefSeq and is a predicted model, not a curated record.